UUAAACCGGAGCCUGAGAGUCUAAACACAACUUGGACAAUGGAUCUCCUUAUGAAGGGUGCACAGCCAAAUGAACCGGAUUCAUAUCUGUGCGCAGCCUACAAAGUUACUGGUGACGAGGCCUAUAUUUAUAAAUUUGAGGCUCUGGCAGAUGCUUCUACUGUGCAUCAUAUUCUGGUGUAUGGUUGCGAUGGAGAAGCAUAUUCUGAUAAACCUGUGUGGCGAUGUCCUGCCAUGUGCAAGAGCUACAAGUCAACCAUUCUGUUUGCUUGGGCCAAGAAUGCUCCACCAACAGUAUUGCCCAAAGAUGUUGGCUUGAGAAUAGGUCAGAGGUCAUCUAUUAAAACAAUUGUUUUGCAAGUGCACUAUGGGAAAUCUUUCCCUGUUUGUAUGUUUUUCUCUGGAAACAUGGUUAUUUACCAAAUUUUUGUAUAUUUUCUGUCUUUCUGA
This is a messenger RNA of Candidula unifasciata, 449 nucleotides long. The record is from the annotation of a GenBank genome assembly. NCBI's taxonomy places the organism in Eukaryota, Metazoa, Mollusca, Gastropoda, Stylommatophora, Geomitridae.